Molecule: messenger RNA, 6353 nt
Organism: Venturia canescens
Lineage: Eukaryota; Metazoa; Arthropoda; Insecta; Hymenoptera; Ichneumonidae
Product: RAB11-binding protein RELCH homolog
Exons: 13
Coding region: 365-3709 (1114 amino acids)
Biological process (GO): intracellular cholesterol transport
Cellular component (GO): recycling endosome; trans-Golgi network
Molecular function (GO): protein binding
Source: RefSeq, a predicted model, not a curated record
AAUGUUGUCAAACCCAAGCUGAAUCGGCGUGAAAUGCCCCAUAUAUGUGUCGACGGAUUCGAGAGCGCGGGAGGUGGUAUUUGAAAGCGCUGCCAACUUCUCGUUGCAGUUUGGCCAGACGACGAAGAAAAAAUUAUAUGUUGGGUGACACGAAGGUACGGUAUGGUGAUGGUGUGUUAUCAAACACAGAUGUCGAAACAUUCAAUGUAGAUUGAGUAAUUUUCAGGGCAACAAAACGUAUCGCGUAAUGGUCAAACGGUUGAAAAAAUUAAUCUAGUAUCAAAAUCUUUUUUUAUUAUCGCGGAGCAUCGCUUCUUAUCAUGACACUUCAGUUUUAUCAAUUAUCGGAGUGAAAAUAAACGUGAUGGCAACUUCAUCGCAGGAGGUUAGGGAACCGUUAUCAAACAUCACAAGAGAUAACGGUGAUGGAGAAUCUGUCAAAACUGUCUCUUAUGAGGAAAUCGCUGCUAAGCUCCUCGGUGAGAAAUUUUUGCUCACUGCUCUGGAGCUUCACGCCGAACUUACGGAAGCUGGAAAAGAACUUCCUGUUCUUCGAGAUUUUUUUGGCAAUCCCGGCAACUUUGAGUCUCAGAACAUAAAACCUGAGCCUUACACAUCCAUGCCUAGAUCUUCUAGUCAAGCGACUCUGGAUUCUCUUGACAUGACACGUUAUUCCGAAGAUGGCGGAGGUAUGGAUGAAAGGGUGGCUGUACUUGAAUUCGAAUUGCGUAAGGCCAGGGAAAACAUAUCUGCAUUGAGGGCGAAUCUUACUGUUGUAACUGAAUCUGAAAGUUCUAUUCCGGACAAGAAUUUAGACCGAGCUUCAUUGGGUGAACUACCAAUCAAACCUCACGAACAAAGAGCUCUAAAUUUUCUUGUUUAUGAGUAUCUCCUCUCCCGCUCGUACAAAUUAACGUCAAUUACAUUCAGCGACGAGAAUGAGGAUCAAGAUUUUGAGGACUGGGAAGACGUAGGAUUAAAUAUACCCAAACCACCAGACUUGAUCCAGGUUUAUCGAGAAUUUUCACGGAGUAAUGGCUACGACAAACCUCCGUCGGCAAAUAUAGCGGUUCAAACAGAUUUCGAGGAUUCAUCGAGUGAGGAGAGCAAGAAUGAGAUUAAUCGUUUGAACGAAGAAAUCGACAAAUUAAAAGCACAGACCACGUGUAUGGAAAAGGAGAAAUCCGAGCUCCAACAACUUCUCACUGCAGCUACAAGCUCUCAGUCACUUCCAGCAGGCGAAAUAAAUUUGGAAGAUGCAAUGCAAACCCCAAACUCAAAUUCCACGACUCCCGAUAAAUUUGAGCUUUUGGAUACAUUGUCGCGAGAAAAUUUCCAAGUAACUCAAGAGAUUGAAGAGGACGAUAGCGCGUCUGCGGUCAUUAGUCUCGUCGAUACGGAUCCUGGAGACAAAGAUUGGACGCGAAUACAAUUGCCUCGGAUCGACGUCGAAGAGACUACAACAACUUUACCAAAUUCACCAUUGCGACAUUUGCCAGCUGGAUUUAAACGCGAAGUUUUAUUGAGAUCAAACAUAUCCUGUGCGACAACUGUAACGAUCGAGGAUUCCUUAAAGAGCGGUGUGACGAGAGAGACUCUACCGGUAAUACUUGCACGGUCACUACCAAGAAUCGUGCCAAAUGUAAUUCUUAACAAACGUGAAGAACUCGUGCCCCUCAUUCUUAGCACCAUACGACUACAGCCCGAACCCAGCGAGCGUGAAAAAUUAUUACAGUUGCUAUUCAAUCUUAAGAAAAGGCCCAAUGACGUUGAACGAUCAAUGAUUCUUGCAGGCUUAAUUGCGAUGGCCAAACUCGAAGAAAAUUCGAUGGAUUCGGAAGAAAUUCUUGGCGUAUGUUGGGAACAGAGUCAACAUAAGCAUCCGGAAAGGAGACUGCUUGCUGCGGAGUGUUGUUUAGCGCUUGCACCUUAUACUUCGAGUGGCGUGAGGAAUUCGCUCAUGUUACCAAUGCUCCAACAAAUGUUGCUCGAUGACAGAGAAUACGGUGUGAGAGCGACGGUGGUACGAAGUCUCGGAUUAAUCGUAGCUCUUAUGGACGAUCCGGACAAAUAUUUUCAAUGUGAGGAACUUACGCUCACAGCACUGGACGAUGGAUCUUCGGAAGUAAUCGAAGCUGCUUCCUCGAUGCUUAUACCAAUCCUAGCUCAGUGGGCGUUGUCGCUCAAGCGAUUGCAGUCUCAUCUUUUGCCGAGAAUAACAUCAAAAUUGAAGAAUCUUUUGAAACCAUCGAGCCAUCACUCUCCGAGUAAAGAUCACAAAGAAAAUGAAAGAAUAAUCGCUCUCAUCGAAGUUCUUCAGUUGCUAUUACCUCAUUGCGUUGUUACUGUAGCCACGAGCUCGACGGUUCAAUCUUCUGUACUCGAAGGCUCGUUUUCGGAAUUCCCCGAAGAUUUCAUGAGUAUCUGUAGACCAGGAAUCGGGAAUCCAGAAAUUUUCUGCGACGAUCCAGUCGCUACUGCGGUACUUUUGAACACGUUUUUUGAAAAUUCCUGGGAGAACGAGUCAUGGCCUGAACUCGAAUGGCUAUCGGAUAAACUGAUUCCCGAUUUAUUGGACAUCUUUAGAUCCAUCGACGUCAAUCAAGAGCCAAUUCUAAAUGCUCUCCUGUCUUACGUUGAGUCGCUGUGUGUGGCAUUCGGCCAGUACAUUUCUCGUUCGAAGAUCCAGAAAAAUUUCGAGACGGAGAUAAAUGCUCUGGAGAAACAAUUGAUUAAUCUGACUUCGGAGCAACCGAGUAACGGCCUCGCUCUCAUUCCAGCUUAUCUGACCAUUUUGUCGACUCUCAAUCUCACGGAACUCUCAAAAAUUCUCAAACAAUUCGUCAUUGUUCUGUCAAUGAGCAGCGGCAAUGUAACUUGCUUGCGAAUAGCAGUUUCCAGACUUAGCAAGGAAAACCAAGUGGCAGAGCACAUUCUCGGAGCUCUUUGGGAUGGUGUAGUUCAUCAAAGAUCAAGCGUAAGAUGCACAACGGCCGAACUGUUCAGUAGUGCAAUUUCUGUUGUGAAUGACAAGUUAGCAACAUCGAGAAUCGCUCCAGCCAUUGUCACGCUCGCCAGUGAUCCGGAUAUAAUUGUACGAGCGGCUGCCAUCCCAGCACUUGGACGCUUAGUAACGGAGUGCGGAGCUCGAGAAGCACGAGACAAAGGACGAUUAACUUUGGAAACAAUAGCUCGAGAGCCCCAGGGAGUUCCGUCGGUUCUUGCAGUUCCGCUUGUUUCAACAUUGGCAGCGAUAGCACCUAAUUGUCCACAGCAUUUUAUCGAAGACGUUAUAGUUACACAACUAACGGGAAUAACGGCGUCAGCGUUGCAGCAAACACGAAGAAUCGACUUAGCAAAUGCUCUCGUCGAAGCCUACUCGAUAUUAGUUUACUGCCCUUUGAGUAAUCAGUGCGUGAGCGGAGUUCUUGUACCAGGCCUUAAACAUCUUGAUAAUCUUGUCAAUCAAAUAUUGCCCCAACAAAAGGAAACAGUACGUUCGUUGUUGAGAGAAACGGAAUCGCGUCAGGACGCACCGAGACCAAUCGAAAGAUCGUCUUCAAGCAAUUCUGGCUUGUCAUUGUCGAUUGCUACAUCGAAUGUUGGCCAAGGAGUCGAAGAUAUGAGACAGAGGAUGUCCAAAAUGUUUAUCCAAAAGACGAGCACUCCUAGCAUACCGAGCAUGUCAAGUAUUUUUCGUAAAAAGUAAACAUUUCAAUUGCGCUGAGCAAGUAAAAAAUAAUGGAGAUAAAUGAGUUACCACGCACAACGGACGAGUCAGUUUUCUCGUUUUGAGUUUGCUUUAAAAUAUUAUUUUUCUCAUUGGUACGAGAAAGCCAGGAUUUUUCUCGUUUUUGUAUUAGCUAUUGAGUCAAGUGUUUUUCCCGUCCUUAUGUUCGUUUUUUAGCAUUAUGAUUAUGACAGAGUUUUUAUAUAUAGCGCGUAUUCAUAUUAGCUGUUGGCACGAGAUUGAAGUGCGAUUCUUAUCGACUAGUAUUCGUUCCAAUGAAUGUUUUCAACUACUCGAUUGUCCAGUUAAGAAAUCCAAUCACAUGUUUGAUUGAUAUGAGACAGUAGAUGAAGCUAGAACUUUUUCCCAAACAAAUUAAAACUCCGCAGUUCUGUAAAGAUUUAGUGAAAAAUUUUCCAUGUAUGCUGAGUUCUCACUUAUGGUAAAUAGUAUCUUUCAGACUUAACAACGAACCAUUUGUCUAGUGGAGGAUUUUUUUUUUUAAUAUUACGUAAAAUAUUUUCCUACAAAUUAUAUUUUCAUCUCAAUACGAAGGCUUUUUCAGUGGAGUUGAUUAGGAUUGCAGGAAUUUCAUGGCAUUCAUCUUUGUUUCAUAAUUGUUCAACUUGAAGAUUUUGCAAGCUGAUCAAUUAUUUUAUCUUUUUUUUACAUGUAAAAAAUUUAGCUACUUAACCACUGAUAUUAAUAAACAGUGAACAGCUACGGAACAAAAAGGAAUUUCCUACAGAUUACGAAAUUUAUAAUCAAAUCCAACAAUUGUAAAAAGCUCAUUUUGAUACUUGAAAUGACUGAGAAUUCCCAAGUUUUUUCACCUAACGAUAGCACUUCUACAUCAGUUUUUUUCGUCCGAUUAUAUGUUAUUUUAUUUGCAAAGUCCUGUUUAUUGUUGUUAUUGGUAAUGAAAACUUCCGAUGGGUAUCAGGCACCCAAAAUAAUCAUAAAAGUAAUACCUGUAAUAAAAAGACGCAAAUGAAUCAGUUUAGAUGGUUAGAAUAGUACUUUCCACAUCGAGCUUUCUGGUAGCCAGAAUAUCAUUACAUUUUGUCUGUUCAUUCCUAUGGCUUCGGAAAUUGAAUAACGUCAUGGUAUUCAUAAGCAGGAAUCAUUGCAUGGAAAAAGAUUAUUUCGAUAUACAGCUUCGGUUGGAUCCUUUUCGAGUAAUUAUUUUUCUCCCAGCUCGGAAUUUCAUCGUGCGUAAUUAUAUUACACCUUCGUUUGAUUGUGAUAAAAUAAGAAAAAUGAUAUUGUUUAAUACGAAAUUAACCUGUAAGGUAUUCGAUGAAAAUGGUCCUGUGAAAAGUGUCUUGGCGUUUGAACGCUACGAAAAUUCGGUUGUGAAAGCGUAUUAUAUUAUAGCAGAGUGGCAAGGAACGGAUCUCAAUCAAUCAGUAAUAUUUCAAUCUUAAAUGUGAUUUAAAACUUCAAAUUUCCAAAAUUGUGAGUGAGCGGUAUUCAACGACCGUUGAAACAAGGCGACGGUGUAUGUACUUAUUGUGUGUGCAAGAGAAAAAUGUAAAGUCUCGUGCGGCUGUCCGAUGAUAGUAUAGAAAUUAAGUGUCGAUCAAUUCAACGGAAAAGAAUUUUCAAAGGCACUUGUCAUUCCGGCAAAAAUAUAUUUUUUCAAUAAGAAUUUAUAUAAUGAUUGAGAUAUAAUUGUAAACAAGCUACAGUGAAAUUUUGUCUUCAGUAAAAAUUGCACAAAAUUUGUUACGUUAUUUUUAAAACGAUUUGAUAAAAAAUUCUCAGGAUUUUUUGCAACACUUUUGAACUGUGCAAAAUUGUUCGUGAUACGAGACACAAUUCGAAGUUUAAAAAAACAAAUCUACAAAUCGAUCUUUUUAUUCAACUUUUUAAGAAGACCAAUUAAUUAUGAUUUAACACUAUCAAAAAUUUAUCUACUACAAUGCUGCAUAAAUGACUUUCAAUCUUUGGAAUAGCGUUUCAGUUUCAAUCAAUAGAAUACAUUUUAGGAACAUUUUAUCACAAAUUUGAUUUUUUAUCACUCUUAUGAUAAUUCUACAAUACUGUUAUUAUACACUGAAUGCAAUCUCUCGAAUACAACUGAUAAAAACGAUUGUGGAAUAAUUUAGAGAGAUUAUAAAUAUUUUUAUUGUGUGUAAGCCUUUAUGUGCAACGAUACAAAAAAUGAAUUUUGGAGUAGUGAAUGUUGAAGAAAAAUGGAGAAAGACAAAAUUCACUAUAGCUCUUCCUCGAGAACUCUAAUGAAUGCAUCUUGUAAGAAUAUUUUAUUUCACUUAUUAUUUACAGUUACAUAAAUAUAUAUAUCCUGUAUACAGGUGUAUACAGCUGUGUGUAAAUGGAAUACACACAGAAAUAUACCGUGUGAAUGAUUAAUAUUGUAUCGGUAUUUAAAAUGAUCCAGAAUUGAGCAUAAACAUGUUUAUAUUGAUCAAGUGUUCGAAGCCGUUAUUUUCGUCGCUACGAAAUUUAGGACAGCGAAUGUAAGUUUUUCUCGUCUGGAGCAUUUUCGAUACACGAGGUACAUAAAAACGUCUCCCUGACAUGCAGUAAUUAAGAUUUUCUUCUUUUUCGUUUACUUUUAUCUCGACGUACGAUCAUGAACAAUGUUUCUUACAAUUUU